UCUCCAUACCGCACAGAUUUCCAUCGACAUUUGUGGGCAAUGCAGAUGCCAUGUCUCCACCACUCAACACCUCACCACCACCUGCCACUCUGCCACUGCUCCAAGCUGUGAGCCCUAACCCUGCGGAUGGGACCCUGAACCCAUCUGAGAUGAACCCACCUUCCAGCGGCACACGUAAAGCCAGAGUUCUGUAUGAUUACGAGGCAGCGGACAGCAGCGAGCUGCCACUCAAGGCAGACGAGUUAAUUACCGUUUACAGCCUCCCUGGCAUGGACCCAGACUGGCUCGUUGGAGAACGAGGGAAUCGGAAAGGAAAAGUACCAGUUACCUACCUGGAGCUUCUCAGCUAGACUAGAGUAACAGAUUUGCAGAAUCUCUCGACAAGCCAAUUGCCCCUAGGGGCCGACUCAUUGCUCCGAGGCUGCUGCUGCUUCAAAUCCCAGUUCAUCUGUCGUUGCAAGUUCCCUCUUUUUCACACACAGCCCUCCUUGUAACUGAUCAGCCUCCAAUUGUAUUGACUGAGCAGUACAGCUGUAGUUAUCCGCCUCACACUGUGCAUUACUAAACUGUAGUCUGCUCCCCUUUCAUGACCAAAGCGGCUUGCACAAAUCUCCCAAAGCUUGUUACCAAUGAGGCCGCAAGCCAAGGUGGCAGCAGCUCCCACAGUGCCGAGUCUUCUGUGGUUGAGGAUUCCCAACAUUUUGAUACUUACAGUCAAAGUGGAGUUCUGUACAUUUGAGAUUUCUGCGACUAUAAAAAAAAAUCCUCUUUGUGGGGCAUGCUCGAAACUCCGAAUUUUCUUGUAGUAUAAAGAGAAAAAAAAAUCACUUUGGCAUCACUAUGCAGAGAGAGAAUG
Molecule: messenger RNA, 856 nt
Organism: Nanorana parkeri
Lineage: Eukaryota; Metazoa; Chordata; Amphibia; Anura; Dicroglossidae
Product: endophilin-B2-like
Exons: 2
Coding region: 51-350 (99 amino acids)
Biological process (GO): membrane organization
Cellular component (GO): membrane
Molecular function (GO): protein binding
Source: RefSeq, a predicted model, not a curated record